Molecule: messenger RNA, 818 nt
Organism: Gongylonema pulchrum
Lineage: Eukaryota; Metazoa; Nematoda; Chromadorea; Rhabditida; Gongylonematidae
Source: the annotation of a GenBank genome assembly
CUGAAGGAUUCAGCGCCCGGUCAAGUGCGCAGUGGAGGUACAGUGAAGAAAUCGCUGUGGACACGUUCCGUGGAAUCGGCUUUCGAAUUCCAUCGAAUUGUCGAAGACAUUUAUCCGGACGGUGUACGAUUGAUCCGUUUUGUGGUAUCCGAUUUUGUUGGUCGUUUCCUGACACCAAACUGGGGCGCAAAACUCAUUUCACUGGAUGAGUUAUUGAAAUCAUUUGGUGUAUGCGGUAUUCCGGAUCCAGAAGCCGAUCUGUCGUCCUGUUCGAUAAUCAAUGGCAUUUCGAUGGCUGUCGAAGCGAUCAGUGAGUUAACCGAAUUGCAAAAGAAACAGGUCGAGCUGAAUUCGGGCAUCGAUGGAUUCCGAAAACGUCGUCGUGAUGUAUCACCAGGCGAAGAAACCGAAGUUCUGAAACCGCCGAUUGUCGGUUCCGAAGCACCAGGCGAAGAAGAACGGGAUUUGCGCCAUGAAAGAUUCCCGGAACGAUAUGAAAAAUUGGCAUCACUAGUGGAACGUGAAAGGAAUGAAAUUUAUGAGCUAACACUGGAAAAUGCUACGAAAAAAGUCUCACCAAAUUCCGGGACCAUCGUUGUGUUCACAUCCACAAAAACUGAUGACGACAUUGCUCUGCUUGCCAAGCACAUCAGUGAAGUUAUUAGCAGCCGUAAUAAAAUGUUGAAAUCGUUGGACGGUGACAAAAAUUUUGCCUCAAUUGCACUGGUACACGUUUUCUUCUUUAUCAUAUAUCCAGUUGUGGAAGGCAAUUUUCCUCUUCCAACACCUAAACCACUUACCAAGGUUCACUUUUAAAA